Messenger RNA from Neltuma alba, 751 nucleotides. RefSeq names its product sm-like protein LSM8. Bases 176 to 472 code for a protein of 98 amino acids. NCBI's taxonomy places the organism in Eukaryota, Viridiplantae, Streptophyta, Magnoliopsida, Fabales, Fabaceae. Gene Ontology annotation, molecular function: mRNA binding. The record is from RefSeq and is a predicted model, not a curated record. Gene Ontology annotation, cellular component: precatalytic spliceosome; U6 snRNP; U4/U6 x U5 tri-snRNP complex. The transcript is spliced from 6 exons. Gene Ontology annotation, biological process: mRNA splicing, via spliceosome.
CCCCAAUUUCCCCCAGUCCCGCCGUCUCAUUUGCGUAGGGACACUCUGAAGGCUUCUCUGCGCUCUUUUCCGCCGGUGACUUCACCGACGUCUCUCUCCUGCCGACGAAUGCCCGGACGCUUUCUGCAGGUGUGAAGGCAAGUGUAGUAACAAACAAAGCUAAUAAUUCUGCACCAUGUCAACUGGACCUGGUCUUGAGUCUCUUGUAGAUCAAACAAUUUCAGUCAUCACGAAUGAUGGAAGAAAUAUAGUGGGAAUCCUCAAGGGUUUUGAUCAGGCAACAAAUAUUAUUCUUGAUGAAUCGCAUGAACGAGUUUAUUCAACCAAGGAAGGUGUCCAGCAACUUGUUCUAGGUUUGUACAUUAUUAGGGGUGACAACAUUAGUGUUGUAGGUGAACUUGAUGAAGAUCUGGAUGCGAGGUUGGAUCUGUCAAAGCUUAGAGCUCAUCCAUUAAAGCCUGUUAUUCACUGAUUUCACGAUGCAUUAUCUGUUUGGAGACGCAUGCCAACGAAGCGGAUGGGAUGGGCUGUUGAGUUUUGUUGAUGCUACUUCAUAAUCCAGUAGAAAGAUGUAUUUCUUUUGAUAGAGUGUUGUUCAGCUAUGUUUGAAAUUCUUCGAUUGCACUCUUUUAGAUCUAAUCGGGACAUUUAAAGUUCAAACAUGACUUCUUUUUUCCUGAGCGAGCUAUAUAACCAUGUCGAAGAAUAUGCUUUGAUAAAAUGAUGAGCUAAAAUAUUCUGGUUCUGUUUC